Messenger RNA from Annulohypoxylon maeteangense, 2104 nucleotides. Its product is annotated as peptidase C1B, bleomycin hydrolase. Bases 240 to 1766 code for a protein of 508 amino acids. Gene Ontology annotation, biological process: L-homocysteine catabolic process; proteolysis; response to toxic substance. The record is from RefSeq and is a predicted model, not a curated record. Gene Ontology annotation, molecular function: cysteine-type aminopeptidase activity. Gene Ontology annotation, cellular component: cytoplasm. The transcript has 2 exons. NCBI's taxonomy places the organism in Eukaryota, Fungi, Ascomycota, Sordariomycetes, Xylariales, Hypoxylaceae.
CUCCCUUGAGAUCCCUCCUCUUUAUGUGUAGAAUUGUGUUGUAAAGUUUAUCAUUUAUUGUAGAAAGCAGGUCGAAACUUAAACUUAAUUUACUCGUGCACAAGUGUCACUGUUUAUGAGCUCAGCUGGAUCAAUCGAUAUCUAUCCUCAAUCUCAUCCCUAUCAUCUUCUUAUCUACUUACCUAGUACCUAAGCAAUAAUCCCGUGCCAAAUCUCUCGUAGUUAUUACAUAUAAUAUAAUGGGUGCUCAGCAGUCAAAGAGUUCGCCUGAGGCGGCAGCGGUUGCUGCGCAUGAAAAGGCCGUUCUCGAACGCCUCCAAAGUCUCAGGUUUGAGGACGACUUCGUUCACGUUAACAGCGAGAAGGGGGUGUCAUUUAAGGAGCGUAUAAGCAGGCGACCGGAGGGACUAGAUAUUGAGAUUACUCAGGACUGGCAGUCUAAGUUGCUUUCAGAUCCCAAGAACAGAUUGGCACUCUCAGCUCUCAGUUCUGCGAAUCCAAAAGAUGUCUUGGCUGUUCGUUCCGCGAAGAUUGCGGAUCAACAUGUAUUCAACGUCCGCAUACCGUUCGAAGGCGCCCCCAUCACAAACCAGCGAUCCUCGGGUCGGUGCUGGCUUUUCGCUAGUACGAAUGUGUUCCGUAUCGCUCUCAUGAAGAAGUACAACCUCGACUCGUUCGAGCUCUCGCAAGCUUAUCUGUUCUUUUGGGAUAAGCUUGAGAAGUCGAACUUUUUCCUAGAAAACAUUAUCGAGACCGCCGACCAAUCCCUAGACGAGAGGUUGGUCCAGAGAUUACUCGCGGACCCUAUAAGCGACGGCGGGCAGUGGGACAUGGUGUACAAUCUCGUCGAGAAAUACGGCCUCGUGCCCCAGGCCCUAUACCCGGAUAGCUGGAAUGCUAUGACGAGCAGCACUAUCAACUCUAUCAUCGUGGCCAAGCUACGCGAGUACGCAGUCAUCCUGCGGGAUCUAUCUAACAGCCCAUCAACCACAACGGCUGUCCUCUCCGCAACAAAGGACAAGAUGAUGCGCGAAGUCCACCUCAUCCUAACGCUGACCCUAGGUCCGCCGCCUAGCUCGAGCGAGGAGUUUGAGUGGGUCUUCCAAGACAAGGACGGGCGCGCCCGCACGGUGGUCUCCACGCCGCACCGCUUCGCAAAGGACAUCUCGAGCCCCGAGUUCCGCAUCAGCAGCUCCACCGUCGCGAGCAUGGUCUCCUUAGUCCACGACCCGCGCCACGACCCCCUGUCCCUGCUCUCCGUCGACAGGCUGGGGAAUAUCGUCGGCGGCCGCGGGAUCACGUAUAUCAACGUCGACAUGGCGACGCUGAAGCAGGCGUGCGUGGCUAUGCUGCGCGCGGGCCUGCCCGUGUUCUUCGGCUCCGAUGUCGGGAAGUACAGCGAGCGCGUCAGCGGGGUCAUGGAUUUGGGGGUGUUUGAUUACGAACUCGGGUUUAACGUUAGUCUCUACGGCAGCUUGGAUAAGGCGGCGAGACUUAGGGUCGGUGAGAGCGCUAUGACUCAUGCUAUGGUGCUCACGGCGGUGCAUGUCGAUGCGGAGGGCAAGACUGUCCGUUGGAGGGUGCAGAAUAGUUGGGGUGAGGGCGUCGGGGAGAAGGGCUGGUUUGUUAUGAGUGAUGAGUGGAUGGAUGAGUUUGUUUACCAGGCUGUGGUUGAUCCGAGGUUUUUGGCUCGACGGGUUCGGGAUGUGCUUGGCAAGGAGCCGGUGGUGCUGCCGCUUUGGGAUCCUAUGGGGAGUUUGGCUUAGGGGGGUAGGGUGGCUGUUUGUUGAUGCUUGGAGCUGUUGUCUGGUUCUGGGGUUGAGCUCUUGAUGUGAUGUGACUGGAAAGGGGUUAGGGAAGGGGUGGGAGUUGUGAUAAUGAUAAUGAGCUUUGAUCUAUUGUAGGUAUUUAUGAAUUGAUGUUGAUGUUCUGCAUCUACACCUUACGAAGAUUACGACUUUUGUUGUUUACCUCCUAUCUACGAUCGAAUAUUACCUACUAGUACGUAGCUACCUAGGUACCUAGGAUGAUUCCUUGUAAGUGUUUCCAUUAAGUAGGGAGGAAAUGCCCUACAUUAGGUAGAUACUUUCAAGUCUAGAUCUCA